AUGGCAGCCGGUGAUUCAUUAAGUUAUCGUACACGUACUGCAAUACCUUCUAGUACAACAAUGACACUUAAUACUGAAGAGUUGGAAGAAAUAGAAGCAGGUAAUAGCAAUGGCAUUGGAGGAAGAGAAGAAAUAAAUGGUGAUACUUCAAAUCCAGUAGGAACUUUAAAACUUCGUGGUGGUGGCUCAACUGACAGAAAAGUAAAAUGGGAUGAAGAUGUAAUUGAUAAUGAAGGAUUAGGAAGAAAAAAAUCUAAAGGUAUUUGA
Entrophospora sp. SA101 is the source of this 267-nucleotide messenger RNA. The record is from the annotation of a GenBank genome assembly. NCBI's taxonomy places the organism in Eukaryota, Fungi, Glomeromycota, Glomeromycetes, Entrophosporales, Entrophosporaceae.